This is a messenger RNA of Fusarium sp. VM40, 1314 nucleotides long. Lineage: Eukaryota; Fungi; Ascomycota; Sordariomycetes; Hypocreales; Nectriaceae. The record is from the annotation of a GenBank genome assembly.
AUGUAUAAGGGACGUCGAACCUGGGGCACAGGGCGAGCGCCCGCGCCAGCCAUCACAACACCAUCACCUCCACUUGGAGAUGUAAUUGAGCGCAUCACCAAAAAGGGCCUUCUCAGCAAUGACUCUCGUGCAGAGAUUGAGAAUGUCAAAGUAGUUGCAUCCUACAACUGGAUAAGCUCUUCCUCUUCGAAAAUCAUCAUCCCAGGCCAACCACCCAAGUGGACACCGCCCAAAGGUCACAAUAAGCUUCCUGGAGACUCUGGCGAUUACUAUCGCGAUGUAAAUGCAGCGUCAUACCCCAAACAUCCUCUUGAGCCUGCCGUCGUCUCGGUGAUGAAGAUGAACCCCGAACCCAUCCCCGUCGACAUUGUCGCAUGUGGAAGUACAAUCGGUAACCUCCUGCGCUUUGCUAGGGGUGCUGAUAUAGACCGCUCAUUUCGGAUCCUCGUCGAGAAGGUUGGAGAAACCGUCCAUCUCAUUCGCAGAGAAAAUUCACCUCAGGAGAAGAUCGAAGGCGUCCGAGGAUUUGGGCACACAUUUCCGGAGGCAUACACUACCUGGGACUCUGGAGUUAAGCGCUCCAAGUCUCACCAGCGGAUUCUUGCGUAUCAAUUUGGCGGUCUUGAUCUCAUGGUCCGAUUCGAAGGUGAUGGGUAUAUUGGAUCGUCCCGUCCCCAAACCCGGAGCAAGACUGAGAAGGAAGACGCGCUUACUCAGAUACAAAGCCUCGGUAUUACUGAAUCGCCAUCCGACGGUACCGGGGACCUCAAAGUCGCAGACGGAGGUGAAUCUGUCCCUCAAAGCAGUGUCUUCGACUUGAAGACGCGAUCAGUAAUGGCGCGUGGAAAAGACCAUCUUGGUGAGCAGCUGCCACGCUUGUGGAUUGCUCAAAUCACCCAAUUCCUUCUCGCCUACCACGAAAGAGGAGUCUUCAGAGACGAGAACAUUGAGAUCAAAAACGUCAAGGCCGAUAUUGACGAAUGGCAAGAGCUGAAUCAGCCUUCACUGAAGCGUCUCGCUGCCCUUCUGCGCCUUAUCAUUGACAAGGUCCAUGCGUCCAAGGAUGGUAAAUUAGAGAUCGUCUGUUCUGACGGCGGUCCCCUCGAGAUUCGCAAACAACUGCCGGACGCAGGUAAUGCUCUGUCGGAGCCAGUAAAGAAGCAAUGGGAGGCCUGGUUGGACACCGCCAAAGAACAGGUCAAUUCGGAAGACUCGGGACGCUGGGAGACGUAUAUGGCGGCGCUUUCGGAUGAAGAGAGUGAUUACACCGCGUGUGAUGCAGAGUGCGGAUAUUGUGGAAAGUGUAUUUACUGA